This is a messenger RNA of Gossypium arboreum, 2849 nucleotides long. RefSeq lists its product as uncharacterized. The transcript has a single exon. The record is from RefSeq and is a predicted model, not a curated record. NCBI's taxonomy places the organism in Eukaryota, Viridiplantae, Streptophyta, Magnoliopsida, Malvales, Malvaceae. Bases 269 to 2632 code for a protein of 787 amino acids.
AACUAUAAUCAUAAGCAUAGAAAACACCCCCCCUUUUUUUUUUCUUUCUGCAUUUAUACCCCUUCCUAGUGUUUCUUUAUUCUUCAAUCUCUCUCCCGCUCCUAUUUUCAAUCAAAACCAUUUUCAAAGCUCUGUGUGUGUGUGUGUGUGUGUGUGUGUGUGUGUGUGUGUAAUUCAGUUAUCACUAUGGCUUUAAAAGUGACCCAGUAAACCAUAGCAGUUUCCCUUCACAAACCCCAUCAUCACUUUGUAUAGCUCAAAAACAAAUAUGGCUUCCACCAUCUCUAUGCCACCAACUGACCCUUCUUCUUCAUCUACAGAAGACCCAGCAGCUAAAGCCGUCAACAAACGGUACGAAGGGCUCAUCACGGUUCGAACCAAGGCUACUAAAGGCAAAGGAGCUUGGUAUUGGGCACAUCUCGAACCGAUCCUUGUUCGGAACCCAGAGAGUAGUCUACCGAAAGCGGUGAAACUCAAGUGUUCCUUAUGCGACGCCGUUUUCUCGGCCUCGAACCCGUCCAGGACCGCCGCCGAGCACUUGAAACGCGGCACUUGCCCCAAUUUCAGCUCUGUUUUAAGACCAAAUCCUUCGUUAUCCCCUUUGCCUAUAUCUUCAUUAGCUUCACCUUCGGUUUCGUAUCAUCAUAAUCAUCGUAAACGAAGUCCUUCAGCUGCUGUUUCUCUUUUACGAAACCAAGUAAGUAACAAUAAUAGUCAUGAUACCAAUAAUAAUAGCAAUAGUAACUCGUUGGCUAUAGUUGAGUCUACUCGUUUACUGAGUUACACGAGUCAUACUAAUAACAACAACAACAAUGUUGGGUUGACUCAACAUCAUUUGGUUUUAUCUGGUGGAAAAGAAGAUUUAGGCGCUUUAGCAAUGUUGGAAGAUAGUGUUAAGAAGCUUAAGAGUCCUAAAAUUUCCCCUGGUCCAGCUUUAAGUAAGGGUCAAAUAGAUUCUGCGUUUGAUUUAUUAGCUGACUGGUUCUAUGAGUCUUGUGGGUCGGUUUCGUUUUCUAGCCUUGAACACCCAAAGUUUAGAGCUUUCCUUAACCAAGUUGGGAUGCCGGCUAUUUCAAGAAGGGACCUUUCCGGUGCUCGGCUCGAUAAUAAGUUUUACGAGGCCAAGGACGAAUCCGAGGCUCGAAUUAGGGAUGCAAUGUUCUUUCAAGUUGCUUCUGAUGGAUGGAAGAGGAAAAGUUGUUGUUGCAGUAGUUAUACAAGUAGUAGUAGUGGUGGUAGUAACUUUGGAUGCGUGGAGGAGAAUUUUGUUAAAUUUAGUGUUAAUCUUCCGAAUGGGAGUAGCUUGUACCAGAAGGCAGUCUUCACCGGUGGACCGGUGAGUACCAAGCAAGCUGAGGAGGUUUUGUGGGAGACGGUAAUGGGGAUACCGGGAAAUGGUGUUCAGAAAUGUGUAGGAAUUGUUUCAGAUCAUAAGGUGAAGGCAUUGAAGAAUUUGGAGAUUCAGAAUAAUUGGAUGGUUAAUCUUUCUUGUCAGCUUCAAGGUUUCAUUAGUUUGAUAAAGGAUUUUAGCAAAGAGCUUCUUCUUUUCAGGACUGUCACUGAGAAUUCCUUAAAGCUAGCGAAUUUUGUAAAUAAUAAUUUGCAAGCUAGGAACAGCUUUCGAAAGUAUAAGAUGCAGGAGCUUGAUUGUGCUGGGUUGAUACGAGUUCCUUUCAACGAAUGCCAUUGCAGCAGUAACAUUGCACAUGUUUUUGCAAUGUUGGAGGACAUAUUGAACUGUUCACAAGUGCUUCAGAUGGUUGUAUUGGACGAUUCUUACAAGGGGAUCUGUAUUGAGGAUCCAGUUGCGAGGGAAGUUGCCAGUAUUGUUCAAAAUGAAGGGUUUUGGAAUGAUUUAGGGGCCGUUUAUGCACUGGUGAAGUUGAUCAGAGGUAUGGCUCAUGAGAUUGAGGUGGAGAGGCCGUUAAUCGGGCAAUGCCUCCCUCUUUGGGAGGAGUUGAGGGUCAAAGUGAAGGAAUGGUGCGCCAAGUUCAACAUUGCCGAAGCGCCUGUUGAGAAAAUCGUUGAAAAGAGAUUUAGAAAGAACUACCACCCCGCAUGGUCAGCUGCAUUUAUUCUCGAUCCGCUUUACUUGAUACGGGAUACCAGCGGAAAAUACCUUCCACCAUUCAAGUGUUUGACUCACGAGCAAGAAAAAGAUGUUGAUAAACUCAUAACUCGUUUGGUUACCAAGGAAGAAGCACAUGUUGCACUGAUGGAGCUCAUGAAAUGGAGAUCAGAAGGGUUAGAACCACUUUAUGCUCAAGCCGUUCAAGUUAAACAACGGGACUCUGUGACCGGAAAACUGAAGAUCGCUAACCCCCAAAGCAGUAGGCUGGUAUGGGAAACUUGUCUUAGCGAAUACAAAUCAUUAGGAAAGGUUGCAGUGAGGCUUAUCUUCUUACAUGCAACAUCAUGCGGGUUUAAACGUAACUGGUCUUUGAUGAAGUGGAUUUGUGUACACAGACACUCACGGAUAGGCCUCGAAAGGGCUCAAAAAAUGAUAUUCAUUGCAGCUCAUUCGAAGCUCGGCAGGAGGGAUUUCUCCAACGAGGAAGAAAAAGACGCGGAUCUAUUUAUGAUCGGCAGUGAGGAUGACAUCCUCAAUGGAGUCUUUACAGAUGCACCAUAAGUGUAAUGCUUUUUUUCUUUUAACUCUUUGUAGAAUUGUAAACUUUAGGAUUUGAUCGAAUUCUUUCUUCAAUUGUCUUUUAUUUUUGUCCAUCUUCACUUCUGUUCCAAUUUAAAAAUCAGGAAAAAACAUAUAGAUAGUGAUGUAGUAGCUAGAGAAUGUUUGUUAGAAAUUUCAAUGAUUGCAUGAUUUGAAUGAAAAUAACCACUUUAUUGUC